CCUUCCCCCUUUUUAAAAUCCCCUCGAAACUGUACAAUCGCACAACAAACAAUCGUCAAAUCUUCAUCCUCAAAUCUCCGUACAUGUCAACGAUGAUGCGUUCAGAUCGUAAGCCACCGCUAGCGUUGAGAUCUCCGAUUAGGCUUCGUCCCCGCCGCUCUGCUCAGUCUGUAAACAAUCUUCAAACUUCAUCAGUUUCAUUGACAAAAUCCCAUCAACCCAAACAAUCUUCCAACUCAGAAGAACAACAUGAACUCCGGCCCGAAUACCAAACAAUAUCAUGUGAACUAAAAGAAUUAACAAAGCUAGUUCAAGACAAUCUAUGGGGAUCAGCAACUAAAAACCAAUCUGCAAAUGCUCAUGAUGAGAGUCCUGUAUUCAAAAGGGGAAGGCUCUAUGAUGAAUAUUCCGCAAGAAGAAACGAAAGGUUGAAAAGGAAGAGAGGCGAAUCCGAGAUCGAGAAGACGACUCCAGGCAAACAAUAUCUUGGAGUAAGAAUUGAGUCAGCAAAGAGGUCAACAGAAGUCAAGAAAUUUGAGAGUGGUAGAAAGAUGGCAACUCCAUUGAUGGAGAGGGGACAGGUGGCGGCAGUAACAGCAACGGCACAGAGGUAUUCGUUAAGAAGUAGUUGCAAAGAGAAUAAGAAGCCACCAUUGGCAAUGAGCUUUGAAAGAUCAUCAAUGGAGAAGAAGACUGCAGUGAGAAGGACUGCAAGAAAAGGGUACUGAAAAUGGUUCAUGAUCAUGGUUUGAUUUUGAGUUGCAAACAUUUUGGUGUGUUUCUUUGGUUUGAAAGAAACUCUUGUUAAAAGUCAUAUGGAUUGGUUAUAGGUUUGGUGAUUUGGUGGAUUUUAUGUUUUCUUUAUAUACAAGAACACCAAAAUAAUUUGGUGGUUUGAUUUCCAA
Messenger RNA from Helianthus annuus (common sunflower), 905 nucleotides. RefSeq lists its product as uncharacterized. The transcript is spliced from 2 exons. Bases 84 to 728 code for a protein of 214 amino acids. The record is from RefSeq and is a predicted model, not a curated record. Lineage: Eukaryota; Viridiplantae; Streptophyta; Magnoliopsida; Asterales; Asteraceae.